UCCACCGCUGGUUCCCAGCACGACCCGGGCGGGCGCCGCUCCCGGAAGCGGAAGAUGCAGCGACUUCCGGUUCCGGAGCGGGCCGAGCGUCGUGCCCUUGGGCUGCCGCGGGGAUGGCGGCGGCGCUGCUGAGGGCCGGGGGAGCGGCCCCGCGCGCUCUCCUCAGCAGGUCGUUGCUCUGUCGCCCCACUGUCCAGGCUGUUGCCACCCACCAGAGCGCUCCCGCCCAGCAGGGACACAGCGCACCGCAGAAGGGCCACGGAGGUUCCAAGGCUGCGUCUCUGCACUGGACAGGGGAGCGAGCUGUCAGCGUCCUCCUGCUGGGUCUCCUGCCGGCAGCCUACCUGUACCCUGGCCCCGCCAUGGACUAUUCCCUGGCUGCAGCCCUCACUGUGCAUGGACACUGGGGCCUCGGACAGGUGAUAACUGACUAUGUGCAUGGAGAGACACCCAUUAAAGUGGCCAACACGGGGCUGUACGUGCUGUCAGCCGUUACCUUCGCUGGCCUCUGCUACUUCAACUACCACGAUGUUGGCAUCUGCAAGGCCGUUGCCAUGCUCUGGAGCCUCUGAGAGCGGCCGAGUCCCUGGCAAACACCGUUAUCCGCCGCUGCCUCUGCUUCAUCGUUACCAACUUGUUUAAUGCAAAACGAAUCAAUAACCAUGGGUUCAUAGUGAGUACGUCUUGCAGCAAGCUCAGAGCUGUCUUUUAGAAAUGAGCAGCAACCAGCAGUGUAAAUGUUAGUAAGGAAGAAGUAGAUUUAAAGAGGGUAACGUCCAGGUGAGAGGGAAUUGAUUUAAGCUGCACUGUAAAUUGGGAGGAAUUAAUGGCCUCGCUGACAGACUUACGUAGCUGAAGGUCACUUUCCUGGAAUGGCGGCUUUAGUGAGUGUUUCUCUAAAAUAACUGUUGUUUAGUUUCCUAUUUUGUAAAACAAACUUGACUUGCAGAAAAUGGGACUCUUAUUUUUGACAUCGCAACAACUGAGCUGAACGCACGGCACCCUGUAACGCUUUGGACCCUGAGAACUGAUGUAAAAAAGGGAAUACUUUUUUCUUAAUCCAUACAAUAAAGAAUUUACAGAAAUUG
Molecule: messenger RNA, 1088 nt
Organism: Cuculus canorus (common cuckoo)
Lineage: Eukaryota; Metazoa; Chordata; Aves; Cuculiformes; Cuculidae
Gene: SDHD
Product: succinate dehydrogenase complex subunit D
Exons: 4
Coding region: 114-572 (152 amino acids)
Biological process (GO): tricarboxylic acid cycle; mitochondrial electron transport, succinate to ubiquinone
Cellular component (GO): membrane; mitochondrial envelope
Molecular function (GO): heme binding; ubiquinone binding
Source: RefSeq, a predicted model, not a curated record